Molecule: messenger RNA, 2441 nt
Organism: Solea senegalensis (Senegalese sole)
Lineage: Eukaryota; Metazoa; Chordata; Actinopteri; Pleuronectiformes; Soleidae
Gene: fam161a
Product: FAM161 centrosomal protein A
Exons: 7
Coding region: 155-2377 (740 amino acids)
Biological process (GO): cilium organization
Cellular component (GO): cilium
Source: RefSeq, a predicted model, not a curated record
CUGCCGUUGCUAGGAAGCGCGCACCUGUUGCCUGGUUACGGACAGACUGACUCCAGCACGCGGACAGAAUCGACGCGUUUCUACUUUUUUUCACUCGCGUUCACUUCAAGUUAAAAAAGAAACAAUUUGUUAUUAUUGUGGUAACAAAGACAAAAUGGAAGAUUGUCACCGGACAAACGUGCUGGUGACGUCGUGUCUUAAGACGCCGGUGGACCCGGAGACCAAGGCGCCAUUAGCUUCCUACGAGCGCGAGAGAGUCGUGCCCCGCGCGGCCUCGGGUCACGUGGCCAACCGCGAGCACGAGGAAGAGCUGGACUACGACGACUCGGGCUCUGAUUUCUGUGACGACGACUGUCGGGCGGCGGGAGAGCGUCUGGACCUGAGCGGCAUCUUCUUCUCUAACGAGGAGUACUACAGCAAACUGGAGGAGCUGAAGAAGGCUCACCUCCGCACCAUGGCCGAGCUGGAGAGCAUGUACCGCCGCAAACUGCACCUCAAGCUCCUGGAGCCUGGAGGCGGGGCGGCGAUGGAGGUGGGGCACAGGUCACCGUGGUCCAGCCCGGCGUCCUCACGCCGUCUCAGGAAGUCCUUCUCUGCUGUGGAGCUCAGGAGACCCUCAGCAUCGUCACACUCUUCAAACGAGGACGAAGCCACCGCCAACGACAACAUGGAGAAGGAAUACGUGAAGAACAUGUGGAGGAACUUCAGGUUGUCCCCAAAUGCUCGUCUCCUGUCCACCUCCUCGCUCCAGAGGCUGCCGGGCAGUGACCAGAGGAGAGAGAGCGAGAAGAAGAGGCGGCGGCUGAAAGACAGCGAGCAGGAGAACUGGAAACACAGAGUCACUGUCCCAAAACCGUUCCACAUGACUCUGCGAGAGGCCGAGAGGAGGAGGCGUGGCAUAAAGACGCGCUCGGAGGUGGAGCUGGAGAACACGGUGCUGCGGCGGCAGCUGGAAGAGCUCACCGAGUGCCAGAGGAAGUUCCACGCCACUCCCGUCCCCGCACACGCUCACCUCGCGCUUUACGAAGAGCGGCGGCGGAAUGCGCACGAGGAGCGGCGCCUCGGAACCGUCGCCAGACCUUUCAGCUUCCUGGAGAGGGAGCGGCUGAAGAAGCAGCAGAAACAGCAGCGUCCGCCUGACGCGUCCAGCGAGGACACUUUCAAAGCCUUUAAGGCCAAACCCGUGCCCAGGUCUGUGUACGCGGCGGCGUCAGGGGAGCUGGUGAAGGAGGAGGAGCUUUAUCGCUCCAUCAAGAUCCAGAUGAGAGCGCAGGAGCUGCUCCACAGCGCCGCCCUGCCGCGCAGCGCGCUCACACGCCGACUUAGCCAACGCAAGGGCGCCAAAGACGGAAAAGACGAGAGCGGCUUCACCCACCAACCUCAGAUCAACAGGGAGGUUCCCGACUUCGACGCCAGCUACAGGCGCUUCCAGAAACACCUGGAGAAGAAGAAGGAGGUGAAGCCCAGCACGGCCUGUGAACCGUUCGCCCUGAGGACGUCUCACAUCCCCUCGCACCGCCAACGCAUCCUGGCUGACAUCCAGAAGGAGCAGAGCAGUCCCCGGAUGCUGCGCUGGCCACACAUCGGCCCCGAGCGAAUUCGUACUCCAACCUCGAGCCUGUGCUCGUCUCUGUCCGGCAGCCUGGAGCUCCUCCCCGCCAAAGUCACAGAUGCUACUAAGAAACGCCACGAGGCCGUGAGAAAGGUGCUGGAGCAGAGGAAGGAGGCCGAGGAGGAGGAGGAGCAGAGGAGGGAGCGGCAGCAGCAGAGAGAGAAGAAGCUGCAACGGCUGGUGUUGAAGCGUGCGCAAGCCAACGACCCACACCUCGCUCUGUCCAUGACACACCACGACAAACUCACACAAUUCAGAAAACAAGCUCUCCAGCGUCGGAGAGAAUACCAGCAGGAGAUCAAGGAGAUACAGCAGAGGGUGAAGCAGAGGCCGCUGCUGCUGGAACAGGUUGCACAGAUCAACGCCAAACAAGCGGCAGAGAAGCGCUACACAGGCGCGCUGCGUGGAUGUGACGUGACUGAGGAGUUCGUCAGCGGCAAGGCAACCAAGACCACACAUGUGGGAAGCUCCUCCCACUCCAGCGGCAGCAAACACAGUGACCGCGACGAUGCCGACGAUGACGUGGACACGGGAUAUCAGCGUGUCUGCUACAGAAAAGUCUUCCUCAAUGACGAAGACGAUCCGGGCGAGAGGGAGCGCGAGAGAGCGGAUGAUUACGAGAGCGGCGAGGAACCCGGCGUCUGCCGGCGCUCGCAGGACGACGAGUGCAGCGGUGACAACUACCACUACUCAGACGAUCACGAGAGUUACUCGGACGAGAGCGAGCACCAUGCCGACACCGGACAGCAGGGGGCAGCAGAGUGACGUUCAAAAACUGAGUGUUUACAUCAUUUUAAUUUAAUCAUUUUAAUAAAAUGUCAAACAUUUA